AUGAAAUUUGGACGUGAUUUUGCCGAAUCCGUGGUCUUCCGAAAGUGCCGUUGGGUGGAUAACAGGUGUAUUCUGUGCUCCUCCAGCACUACCGGCAAGAAGCAGAAAUUCGAAAAGGGGAAAUAUUUGCUUCGGGACUAUGCGCCACACGGACGCAGUAUUUCUAUAAAAAACGAUCCAGCCAAGGUUCAGGACGCUGCCACUGUUGCACUUCAGCUGCGUGCAAAGGGUUUCGUAGCCUAUUCAACGGAUAAUCGAAUCCUGAUCGGCCCUGCAAUGAUGCUCGAUUCUAUCAUUAAACAGAUCCCGCCAUACGUCCCAUGCUGA
Messenger RNA from Gongylonema pulchrum, 327 nucleotides. Lineage: Eukaryota; Metazoa; Nematoda; Chromadorea; Rhabditida; Gongylonematidae. The record is from the annotation of a GenBank genome assembly.